UUUCAUGUAGGUAGAAGAAAUGAAAGAGAUUAUUAAAGAACAGUAUGGUGAGAAUCCAAGAGAAUCCUAUUAUGUUUCAAGAAUAAUCAACAAACAGCAUUUUGCUAGAUUGGGAAAUCUUCUAAAUGAUCCGUUUGUGAAGGCUUCGGUCGUGUAUGGUGGUUCUCUAGACGAAGAAAACUUAUUCAUCGAACCGACCAUCUUGAUUAAUCCUCCACUGAAAUCCGCAAUCAUGACGGAUGAAAUAUUCGGUCCAUUGCUUCCUAUAAUAACCUUGGACAAUAUCGAAGAUUGUGUGGAGUUCAUUAAGUCCAGACCAAAGGCAUUAGCCGUGUACGCGUUUACCAGCGAUAAGAGGUUGCAAAAGAGGCUGGUGGACGAGACAUCAUCGGGAGGAGUAGUAUUCAACGAUACGAUACUUCAGUAUGCACUAGAUAAUCUUCCUUUUGGCGGAGUUGGAGAAAGUGGGAUAGGAAGGUAUCACGGGAAAUACUCGUUCGAUGUUUUCACACACGAGAAGUCGGUUUUGAAAAGAAGUUUUUGGGUUGAUUUUUGGUUCAGAUAUCCUCCAUGGGACUUCAAGAAGUUGCAGUUGUUUAAGGCAUCUUAUCGUUAUGAUUAUCUCAAAGUGGUUCUCAUUGCCUUGGGCAUUAAGAAGACCUAUUGAGUAGUAAUGUUAUGGUCAUAGCCAAAGGUCUCUCUAUAUACUAUGGCUCUAUUUCUUUUUGUACUAUAUAUAAUUAAUGUCUUUUAUUAUUUAUUUAUGUUUUAAUUUGCUUUUAAUGAACCAAACCCACAUUGCAAAA
Molecule: messenger RNA, 806 nt
Organism: Impatiens glandulifera
Lineage: Eukaryota; Viridiplantae; Streptophyta; Magnoliopsida; Ericales; Balsaminaceae
Product: aldehyde dehydrogenase family 3 member F1-like
Exons: 4
Coding region: 20-667 (215 amino acids)
Biological process (GO): aldehyde metabolic process
Cellular component (GO): cytoplasm
Molecular function (GO): aldehyde dehydrogenase (NAD+) activity
Source: RefSeq, a predicted model, not a curated record